Molecule: messenger RNA, 639 nt
Organism: Halteromyces radiatus
Lineage: Eukaryota; Fungi; Mucoromycota; Mucoromycetes; Mucorales; Cunninghamellaceae
Exons: 1
Coding region: 37-501 (154 amino acids)
Source: RefSeq, a predicted model, not a curated record
UUUUUUUUUUUUAUUUCAUUUUAUUAUUAUUUCAAUAUGGAUGUUGUUGUAGGUCAAACAUUGAAACAAAUAUAUACAUACUUUUAUCAGCAACUCGUUGUGUUGAAUAUUACCGUUUUACCAACACCUGACAAUGUGGCUUCUGUCGUAAGCACGGUAGGUCUCACCGUGUAUCAAAAUUGCCCUGAACAUAUCCAACUGUAUUAUGACAAGUUCGUGUCUUUACCUGUCCAAUCCAACAUUAUUCCCGUCUUUCUUGCUCUGGUUGUUCUAUAUUCAUUGUUCUCAUUGAUUCUUGUCACUUUACGUGGUAUCUUUAGACUGGUCUACAGCUUUGUCCGAUUCACUCUUAUUCUCUUCAUGAUCACCAUCCUGAUUUACAUUGCUCAACAGUACUUGGCUCAAGGUUCUCCUUUACUGCAAAAUAUACUGGAUACAUUGGUCCAACUACGACAACAAAACACUUCUCCUCCAACUUCGACAUUUGUUGUUCAACAUUAACCAACAUUUCUCUCUUCCCAUAUACGGUGUUUAUGCCUUCCAUCCAUACCUUUUUUUUUUUUUAUCAUAUAGUCUAGUUUUUAUGCUAUAUAUUAUUAUCAUCAUCAAAUAAAAACAUUUCUUUUUUUUUAUCAUUAC